Danio aesculapii is the source of this 454-nucleotide messenger RNA. RefSeq names its product protein FAM240C-like. The record is from RefSeq and is a predicted model, not a curated record. The transcript has 3 exons. The coding region runs from base 107 to 346 and encodes 79 amino acids. Lineage: Eukaryota; Metazoa; Chordata; Actinopteri; Cypriniformes; Danionidae.
AGAAACUCUACAGACAGUACCUGAGAGAUCUUCUGUUGACUUUUGCCUUCGCUUCAUCCCAGAUUUUGGAAGUGUGGAGGAUAAAUGAUCAACACCUGCACAAAAGAUGAUGAAUUUGGCACGCAUUCAUGAUAAACACCAGCUGAAGAAGUUUUGGGAGCAGAAGAUUGAAAGCCACAGCGAGCGCAUGGGAAAUGAAGACUGCAGGAUGAAGAGCAGUGCUUUAUCCAGGCUGCGUGAAGAGUGGCUGGAGAGGCUUCAGGUUCGAAACCAGCACGUGACGGAGAGCAUGAGAGAAGAGCAGAUCAGAAAAGCUCAGAGGAUUCAAGGCCUUUUAAGAGUUUAGAUAAUUCUGCUACAGUCAGCAUGAACAACUGAAGCACUUCUCUAACGCACUUCCUAAGAAAGCCUGACAUUAUACAGUUGAAGUCUGAAUUAUUAGUCCUGAAAAAUU